Monascus purpureus is the source of this 1356-nucleotide messenger RNA. Lineage: Eukaryota; Fungi; Ascomycota; Eurotiomycetes; Eurotiales; Aspergillaceae. The record is from the annotation of a GenBank genome assembly.
AUGUCGGCGCCAGGAUCCGCAGCUUCGGUCGGCGCUGGGCCGUCGUCGAGUGCUUUGAAGAAGGGGUUUCCUCACGUCGAUCUGGAAGGACAUAACCUGCCUCCGUCCCCUGCUCCGUCCAGUCCACGCAAUGGCAAGCGAUAUGCCAUCGCUACAGAGCUUGUAUAUACGGAAGGAAAUGACCAGUAUAAUGCCAGCAGUGUGCCGAUCUAUCAGACAGCUACCUUUAAACAAACAUCUGGCAGUGGAGGAGGAGACUACGAUUACACCCGUUCCGGAAACCCGACCAGGACGCAUCUGGAGCGGCACCUCGCGAAGAUCAUGUCCGCACAGCGUGCCCUAGUCGUGUCUUCUGGCAUGGCUGCAUUGGAUGUCAUCACGCGUCUUCUCCGCCCGGGGGAUGAAGUCGUGGCCGGCGAUGAUCUCUACGGUGGGACUAACCGUCUCCUCAAAUACCUGUCGACCUACGGCGGCAUCGUAGUGCAUCAUGUGGAUACGACGCAGGUGGAGAAGGUCCAGGAGGUGCUAAACCCGAAAACGACCAUGGUCUUGCUCGAAACCCCGACGAAUCCGCUGAUCAAGAUCGUUGACAUCGCCCGCAUUGCGACGAUCGCACACGAAUCCAGUCCCAAUUGCCUUGUGGCAGUCGACAACACCAUGAUGUCGCCACUUCUGCUCAAUCCGUUGGAACUGGGCGCGGACAUUGUCUACGAGAGCGGGACUAAAUAUCUAUCGGGCCAUCACGAUCUCAUGGCGGGAGUGAUUGCGGUCAACGAUCUGGCUCUUGGGGAGCGGCUGUACUUCCCGAUCAACGCGUCGGGCUGCGGACUGUCGCCCUUCGACUCGUGGUUGCUGAUGCGCGGCGUGAAGACCCUCAAGGUCCGUAUGGAACAGCAGCAGUACAAUGCACAGCGGAUUGCCGAGUUUCUCGAGGCCCAUGGCUUCAAGGUGCGGUACCCUGGACUGCGGUCGCACCCGCAGUACGAGCUGCACCGAUCCAUGGCGCGCGGUGCUGGCGCGGUACUCUCCUUCGAGACAGGCAACGUCGAGGUGAGCGAACGCAUCGUCGAGAGCGCGAAACUCUGGGCCAUCAGCGUCAGUUUCGGAUGCGUCAACAGCUUAAUCAGCAUGCCCUGUCGGAUGAGCCAUGCCAGUAUCGACGCCAAGACCCGACAGGAGCGCGCUAUGCCAGAGGAUUUGAUCCGACUGUGUGUGGGUAUCGAAGAUGUUGACGAUCUCAUAGAUGAUCUGAGGAGAGCUCUCGUCCAGGCUGGCGCGGUCAAUGUUACACUGGACGGCUUCCAGGCCACCCACCAGGGCGCUGGGGAUUCGGAGAGUGUUUCGACGGCUGCUUAG